AAGUGAUCGUUGCACAACAGUUUUGUGUUUGUACAAGUCAGUAAUGGAUAUGAGGAGAUUUGCUGUUAUGUUCUUGUGUGUAAUAUGUAAUGUAUUUAUCUUUCGUACAGAAAGCUAUGACAAUUGUCGAAAGGGUGACAACGUGUGCCAGUACUAUAAACAAAAUAGUGUCGCAAAAUGCAGAAAAUUACAUUAUAUUCCUAGUUUAAAGGAAUCUGUAUUGGCUUUGGAAAUCAGAUUAAGUUACUUACCAUAUAUCAACAGACAAACGUUUCGAAAUAUUUCAUCGAACAAAAUCAUUCGAUUAGCAUUUAAGAUGAAUAAUUCUAUUCAGGCGAUAUCAAACGAUGCCUUUUCAGAUCUUAGAUACUUGCAGACAUUAGAAGUUUCAUUUGAAAGUCAGUUAGAUGUUUUGAAUUUUAAAUCAUCAUUGGGAAGUGUGAACGUAUCAUUCUUCAACGAACUGAUUUUAGAGAGUAACAGUUGGACUUCACUACCGGGUAAUUUGCUCAAUAAUUUAAGUGGAGCUAAGUUGUCAGUAUUAUCCCUAAAUCAAAAUCAUUUUGAGGUACUAAAUGCUUCAAUAUUCAAACCAAUUAUUGGAUUGAAAAAGUUUUUUUGCGUAGAGUGCUCUGUAGCAUAUUUCAAGGUAGACGAGUUGAUCAAGGUGGAAUCAAUUGACUUGACCGGUAAUAAUAUCUUCGAAAUACCAAAUUUUUGUGAUGAUUCAGGAAACCAAAGUUUAGCUCCGGAGUUAAAAAAACUAAUACUUGUAGACAAUGCAAUAAGACUUCUUUUGUCAUCAUCAUUUAAAUGUUUAAUUAGUCUUCAAAGUUUAAUUCUCGACGGAAAUAGAAUGAAAGAGCUGAAGAAAAAUAGUUUUUCUCUCUUGCCCGAUCUGAUUAGAUUAUCUAUUACUCAUAUUCCACGAAUGAAAAAUAUUCGUCAAAAGACUUUUAACAGUUCUUCCCUCCGCAGUUUAGAACUAAGCCAUAACGGUUUUCGCUUUGAUCACGUCAACGAUUUGAAUUAUUUCCAGGGCCUUUUUGUUAACACAUACAAUUUGGAAAAAUUGGAUUUGAGUAACAAUUACUUGCCUCAUAAACCGCAACAUACUCUUGCGAUGUUUUAUCCGUUGAAACAGGUAAGAACAUUAAAUAUUGCAACUACGGGAAUUGCAACGAUACCUGAAGGACUAUUUCAAAGUAUGCCUUAUUUGCAAAAGUUAUUUCUUAUUGGCAAUAAAAUAGCAAGAUGGGAUCCAUCAACAUUUAAAAAUAUGACGAAUUUACGAAUAUUGCAUUUGGAUGGAAAUCAAAUUCACAUUAUAAACAGGACGUCAUUUCCAACCAUGUUGUUAAAUAAACUCGAAAAAUUUGAAAUUUCCAACAAUCCUUUUUGGUGUACAUGUGAUCAAAGAUGGUUUUUAGAUAGGUUGCGAUCAACCAACAUUACUAAAAAGAUGUCAAAUUGGCCUACAUAUUACUCCUGUGCAUAUCCGGAAAAUUUAAGGCAUUCAUCACUUUCGAGUUAUAGACCAACUGAUGCAGAAUGCGAAAUUAGUUAUUUUACAUCCAUUAUUAUAAUUGCUGUUUGCUCAGUUUUGAUAUUUGUAUUUUUCUCAGCGCUAAUAUUGUAUAGAUGUCACAUCAACUUGAAAAAUUUACUUUAUUAUGUCCGUGUUCAUCACCGCAUUAAAAAGGGUUAUUUAAAACUAACGUCCAGCGACGAUUUCGAUUUUGACGCUUUUGUCGUUUAUUGCGAUUCCGAUCGACAAUGGGUUCAUGGUGACUUGAUAAAAAGAUUGGAAGAUAAUGGAUUGAAAAUUUGUUUUCACCAUCGAGAUUUCGAAGUUGGAGAACCAAUAAUAAAUAAUAUUGAGAAAUUUAUGAACAAAAGUUGGAAAAUUAUCGUUGUUAUGUCCAAUGAUUUCGCCAAAAGUGAAUGGUGUCAAUGGGAAGUGAACUUAGCCCUAGAAAAAAGACGUCACCAAGGCAUGAAUGCACUCGUUUUAAUAAUGUAUCGCCAAAUUGACUCAAAACACAUGACAAGUGGACUUAGAACUCUUCUUAACACAACUCCACAUCUCAUAUUUACAGAAGGUGUCGGUGAACGUAUGUUUUGGAAUGCAAUUAUUAACGGUAUAAACAAGUCUUUGAUGUUACCACCAGCGGCCAUUUUGUGCGACAGCUAAUGACGUUAACAAAGCAAUUUGUAUUCAAACUAGGACAUGUUGGAGUUUUAUGUGAACUUUAGUUGAAACUUUUUUUUUCAAUCAUUAAUAUUGAACAUUUACAGAACCUUUACAUUUACAGAAAAGUUAAAGCGAUUUGCCGUUGUUGAUAUCCUUAUACAUGUAUAUUGGAUGAUCAUUAACCAUAAUAAUUACCCCAUUUGAAAAUGCCUGUAC
Messenger RNA from Mytilus trossulus (common blue mussel), 2410 nucleotides. Its product is annotated as toll-like receptor 13. The transcript has a single exon. Gene Ontology annotation, molecular function: transmembrane signaling receptor activity; protein binding. Lineage: Eukaryota; Metazoa; Mollusca; Bivalvia; Mytilida; Mytilidae. Bases 44 to 2194 code for a protein of 716 amino acids. The record is from RefSeq and is a predicted model, not a curated record. Gene Ontology annotation, biological process: immune response; inflammatory response; toll-like receptor signaling pathway. Gene Ontology annotation, cellular component: plasma membrane.